CGACGCCAUCAAAACUAAACAAAUCGAUCGAAUUUUCUUAUUUACCUACUUCCACACAAAACGUCUAUUCUGAUAAACUUGCAUUCCUAAAAAUGAACGAAAUGGUUUCAUCACCUCAACACUCUGAGAUGUUUUCUGAAGAAAACGACGUAAGUUCAACCAAAGAAAUGUCCUUAUUAGAUCAAAAUAAUUUCCAAAAAAAUAGAUUUAAAACUGCCUAUGUGUCUGUUGAAAAUCCGCAAAAACCAAUCGUUAGAGGUAGAAAAACGUUUGCUUUUUGGACUUUAGUAACUCUAUUAUUUUUGCUGGCAAUUGGUAAUUUAGUGUUGACUAUGACAAUAUUGGGUGUACUGAAAUUGGGCAAUGGAAUGCAAAGUAUCGAAUUAUUGCCUGAAGAUAAAUCGUUAAAAUUUUUCGGUGAUGUUGACCUCGGUCGUAUUUAUAAACAAAACGGCGUAUUGGAAGGAUUUGAGGGUGAAAAUUUAGAAAUAAUUGCAGAAAAAAGCUCAUUACUCAUCAACCUUUAUUCGAGAUUCAACAGAGUUUUCAAUAAAGUCAAAAUGGACAAAAAUCGUACUACUUUCAACGGGAUAAAUUCAUUUGAAGUGAAAAAUAAGCAAAAGGAAUCAUUAUUCAACUUGGCCAAUCCAAUAUAUAAAAAUUUGAAAAACGUAAAUACGUUUAAAGCAAAGAGCAUUGCUACAAAUAAAAUCAGAAGUAAGCUUGAUGAAAAUCUGAAGAUUGAAGGAGACAUAGUGCAUUUGAAAGGAAACGAAGGAGCUAAAAUUGAAGCUCGUGAAAUCGUCUGGAGCGCAGACCAAGACAUUUACCUAAGAAGCAUCAACGGUUCCAUCAUACUUAGUGCAGAAGAAGGGACUUAUAUUGACAUUAAGAGACUACCCUUAGCUAAACUGUCAAAAAACAGUUACGUGACUGCACAAUUUAAAAUUUGUGUUUGUAUGCCCCAAGGAAAGCUUUUUAGGGUACCAGUAGCCAAUGCCAACGAUCCAGUAUAUUGCCAUCAAGCUGAUAUGUCGGCAGAGUAUAAUCCUUGUUUGUAAUAUGUAAUUAUUUAGUACCCCUAACAAGAUAGAAAAGAUGUUUACUUUCUUGAACUGAACUUCUGCACUGUUUAGCAAAUAUUUCAUAUCGUUGUUAAUAAUAAUUUACUCCGGCCGGUGUGAUUUUUGAUUGAUGAUUUUUUUCAUGUUUAAAUAAAGAUUAUUAUUGAAAAUUAAAAAGAU
Messenger RNA from Ceutorhynchus assimilis (cabbage seed weevil), 1244 nucleotides. The record is from the annotation of a GenBank genome assembly. Lineage: Eukaryota; Metazoa; Arthropoda; Insecta; Coleoptera; Curculionidae.